Molecule: messenger RNA, 1044 nt
Organism: Bradysia coprophila
Lineage: Eukaryota; Metazoa; Arthropoda; Insecta; Diptera; Sciaridae
Product: extensin-1-like
Source: RefSeq, a predicted model, not a curated record
AUGAAGAAUAAUCGACCGCCAGUCAGUUAUAAUCGACCGCCAGUCAGUUAUAAUCGACCGCCAGUCAGUUUUGAUCGACCGCCAGUCAGUUAUGAUCGACCGUCAGUCAGUUAUGAUCGACCGCCAGUCAGUUAUAAUCGACCGCCAGUCAGUUAUAAUCGACCGCCAGACAUCAGUUAUAAUCGAUCGCCAGUCAGUUAUGAUCGACCGCCAGUCAGUUAUGAUCGACCGCCAGUCAGUUAUGAUCGACCGCCAGUCAGUUAUAAUCGACCGCCAGUCAGUUAUGAACGACCGCCAGCCAGUUAUGAUCGACCGCCAGUCAGUUUUAAUCGACCGCCAGUCAGUUUUAAUCGACCGCCAGUCAGUUUUAAUCGACCGCCAGUCAAUUUUAAUCGACCGCCAGUCAGUUAUAAUCGACAGCCAGUCAGUUAUAAUCGACCGCCAGUCAGUUAUAAUCGACCGCCAGUCAGUUUUAAUCGACCGCCAGACAUCAGUUAUGAUAGACCGCCAGUCAGUUAUGAUCGACCGCCAGUCAGUUAUGAUCGACCGCCAGUCAGUUAUGAUCGACCGCCAGUCAGUUAUAAUCGACCGCCAGUCAGUUAUGAACGACCGCCAGCCAGUUAUGAUCGACCGACAGUCAGUUAUGAUCGACCGACAGUCAGUUUUAAUCGACCGCCAGUCAGUUAUAAUCGACAGCCAGUCAGUUAUAAUCGACCGCCAGUCAGUUUUAAUCGACCGCCAGUCAGUUAUGAUCGACCGCCAGUCAGUUAUGAUCGACCGCCAGUCAGUUAUGAUCGACCGCCAGUCAGUUAUGAUCGACCGCCAGUCAGUUAUAAUCGACCGCCAGUCAGUUAUGAACGACCGCCAGCCAGUUAUGAUCGACCGACAGUCAGUUUUAAUCGACCGCCAGUCAGUUAUAAUCGACAGCCAGUCAGUUAUAAUCGACCGCCAGUCAGUUUUAAUCGACCGCCAGUCAGUUUUAAUCGACCGCCAGUCAGUUAUAAUCGACCGCCAGUCAGUUUUAAUCGACCGCCAAUCAGUUAA